AUGUCCGAUCCUCAUUCGCAGAUCGGCCUCGGCCUCAAUAUUGGCGGUCCGUCUCACUUUACCGACCUCACCAACCUGGUCGCAUCGUCCCGCAAUGCUAUUGACGGCGUGAGUCAGGGUGCCGAGUCGAAUCUCAGCGCCCAUGGCGAUUUUGCUCCAUCAAGCCACCACAUGACCGUGGUCCACGGUGCGACCUACAGGACGAGCCCGCAGGACGUGCUCAUGAAGCACGCAUCUGCGGAUCUCAACGCCUUCACCAAUGCACAUAUCGGAAACAACGAGACCACUCCAUCGACACAACCGCACUGUCAGCAGCAGUAUCUGCAAUGCUCACCUAACCUUCAACACGCAGAGACCAAGUUAUCGACGUCCCAAUCGGGCACUCUUUCCCAAGCCUUUGGCGUCGACAUGGACUCUCAGCCCACCCAUGCACAGACGGCGACGCAAGGUCACACAGCGACUCACCACUAUUUUGACUCUCCAACGCGAUGCCACGACUUGCAAGCCAGCGACAACGCUCACUUGGGGCUCGAAGACGGUCAGAUCUCGGAUCAGGUCUCUCCCGACCAAGCCCUCGCCACCUCUGUGGAGCUCAAGAUGGAACACUCCCCUGAGUUCGAGCGAAAUGCAGUCAAGUCAUACCCUCCGUCACCACCCACUCGAUCCCAAAUGCUCCAGCAGACGAAUUUGCGUGCGCUCGAACAUGGCAUGCGGCCAAUUACCGGCCGUCACGUCCCUUCGCACCGGCCCAGUCACAGCCUAGGACAGGCUGCAGCGUUCAUUGGCACUGUUCCAUCUCGCGAUUUGCACUCGCACAGUCAUGCCAGCGCGCCCGUGUCGCCUUGCCAUGGUAUCAGCGCCGACACCUUCCCUGUUCUGUUUCACAACCCGGCACCUCGACAAGACAUGGGCCUCGGUAUGGCGGAACACAGUCCCGCGUUUGCUCAAAGUGGCGCGCAGAUGGCUGCAAUGAAUUCGGGCCCGUUUGCUGCUUCGAGUGGUCCCUCCGUAAGGUCGACGUCGCCCUCGGUCAGCUUGGCGUCUACAUCAAUGACUUCCAUCUCGCCCUUGGGAAGUGCUCGUAUCAAUCCUGACGGCUCUUUCACCUCGCAAGAGUCGUCUUUUGAUAGCAUCUCCAAUACGGCUUCUGGUUCUUUCAGUCGCGCCUCAUCCACGUCGGAAGAUGUCUUUUCGUUCGACGUUGGGGCUCUCAGUGUCGCUUCUUCUCUGCGCAUGACCAAGCAGAAGAAAAAGCUGCGCAACAUUGACCGCAAGAUGAUCUGCGACUAUUCGAACGCCAAUCCGGCCAUCAAGCAGGAUGCCAUCGCCAACGAGUUUGGCAUCGAGCGCAGCACCGUCAGCAAGAUCCUCAAACAGAAGGAGAAAUGGCUGGCGAUCGAGCCCGGCAGCGAAGCGGCAAAGAUCGCCAAACACCGCGCUAUCAAGUUUCCCGCCGUCGAGGACCGCUUGAGUGGCUGGGUCGCACAACUAAAGGCACGCGGUGAAGCAAUCCGCGACUCGACCAUCCGAAACGAGGCGCUCCGCAUCGCUCGAGAGCUCGGUCUCGGCGAGGACAAGUUCAAAGCAUCAGGCGGCUGGAUCGAAAAGUUCAGAGAGCGCAACCAGAUCCCUAAGCCGCAACCUGCGGAGGGCAGCAGUUCGCUUUCGGAUGCAGGAGCAACGAAGAGAGAACCCGCCGCAGUGUCGAAUGGUGGUGGCGUGCCGCUUGCGCCUCGGCCAGGGACUCCUUCACAGUCAGGCUCUAGCAACCAGUCCCAACCCGCUCGUCGCCAACCAGCACGAAGCAGCAAGGCGAAAGGAACGCCUCAGAAGCGAGCCAGAGACGAACAAGAGGCAACGCAAGCUAUAUUGGGCAUGUCACCUCUCAGUCAAGACAUGGAGCGCAUGCACUUCCAGAGCGGCGGUCCUCCUGGAUGCAUGCCUGACUCCGCUUUCUUCCGGCAAACACUUUACUUUGGCCAUCCUAGCAUGCCUCAGCUGCCCAUGCAAAAUUGCCCUGACAUGCACCACGGCCAUGGUGGUGUUUCAGACCCAUCUCAGCCCACCAAGGAAGAGGCAGAGUCGGACCUGAAGCGGAGACGAGCCAUGGACGAUGUCCAAGACAACCGAGCCGGCUUGGGUCUAGGCCCGCCGAUCGAGUUCCAGUUCCCUCUGGCCGCGGGUCCUUCGACAUCUUCGUCUCAGGUGCAUAUGUCAGCACAGUUGUCGCAAGCUCUAGGCCAGGCCAUGGUAACGCCGCCCAAGCCAACUACUCGAAACCGAAGAACACCCGCCAAGCCUGCGGAUCGCAGUGGCCGUGGACGCUCGCGUCGCGGAAAAGCACGACUGUCAAACGCCAACCACACGCCGCAGACGCCAUCGCCGCUGUCCAUGUCGCCGGCCGACGCUAGAGGGGGAGAGCCGACUUUUCAUGGUUUCCAUGGUUUCGAUGCUGCCGACGCCGAACAGCUCACCGCAGUUGCGCUUGAACGCAUCCGCGCGAUGCAGAACUCGGGCGAUGGGUCGUCGAUCGUGACUGCCGAGCAGGCACAGCAGUCUUUGGAGAUCAUUCUGAAGUUCCUUAGCGAGCAGCCAAGCGAUUUUUUGCCUCCCAACCACUUUAUGAUCUUUGGAAAUCUCCAGGCCAACAUCGAGCAAAAGAUUAGGGACCAGGCCACGGGCGACCAUGCUCCUGAGAGUAGCGGCUCGCAAAUGGCCUUGUCCUUGCAAAGCUCCGAGACCAACGGCGAGGCUGUCUCCGCCAGCGCCGAAGAACAUUAA
Molecule: messenger RNA, 2781 nt
Organism: Sporisorium graminicola
Lineage: Eukaryota; Fungi; Basidiomycota; Ustilaginomycetes; Ustilaginales; Ustilaginaceae
Exons: 1
Coding region: 1-2781 (926 amino acids)
Cellular component (GO): nucleus
Molecular function (GO): DNA binding
Source: RefSeq, a predicted model, not a curated record